AUGUCGUUGGCUUUGAGAAAGACUUUGGGCGUUGCUCGUUUCUCGAUGAGAACAGCUAGCUUCCAAGCUGUUCCAACCAAUGCCGGAAAGACUCCACCAACCCUCGAGCAAUUCGAUCCACUGAACCCAGGAGAGUGGCAACUCGGAGCUGGAGGAAAAAUCCUUCCUCGUCUCCCAGAAGGAACUAAGGUCGGUAAUCUCGUUAUGGGCAAGUACGGUCUUUACGACCCGGUUCUCAAGAAGAGAGUGGACACCUAUGCAAACGCUCUUCUCGAGGGAAAGAAGUCUGAGGAGGCUGGACCAUUUGACGCCGCUGUCAGCAAGAUCGCUAAGGUUCUCUCCUACAUCUGCUUCGUGAUCGCCAUUUACAACCUCAUCUCGUUGGUUGUUGGAAAGCCACUCCCACCAUUGAGCCACGUCAAAGCUCCAGGAUCCUAA
This is a messenger RNA of Caenorhabditis remanei, 438 nucleotides long. RefSeq lists its product as uncharacterized. Lineage: Eukaryota; Metazoa; Nematoda; Chromadorea; Rhabditida; Rhabditidae. The coding region runs from base 1 to 438 and encodes 145 amino acids. The transcript has a single exon. The record is from RefSeq and is a predicted model, not a curated record.